This is a messenger RNA of Punica granatum (pomegranate), 777 nucleotides long. The record is from RefSeq and is a predicted model, not a curated record. Lineage: Eukaryota; Viridiplantae; Streptophyta; Magnoliopsida; Myrtales; Lythraceae.
AUGAGGAACAUCGCAAAAUGGCGCUGUCAGUUGACGGAGUACGACAUAGAGUACGUGCCCCGCACGUCUGUCAAGGGGCAAGCGAUUGCCGACCAUCUAGCAGAAUUCCCGAUUGACGACGACACGCCGAUUAACACGGACUUCCCGGAUGAAGGAAUCCUCCAGGUAGAUGAAGAGAAAGAGGAGCCAACGUGGAAGAUAUACUUUGACGGGGCUGUCAAUUCUGUGGGAUCCGAAGUUGGGGCAGUCUUCAUAUUCCCGGACGGGCGUCAUUAUCCGGUCGCAGCAAAAGUGGAUUUCUCUUGUACCAACAAUGUGGCCGAGUACGAGGCGUGCAUUCUCGGUCUGCAAGCGGCGAUUGAUUUCAAGACGAAAGACACGAAGCUAGUCCCGUACCACGAAUACCUUGAGGAGUUGGCGAAGAAUUUCGAGAAGAUCUCGUUCACCAACACUCCACGCGCGAAGAAUCAGUUCGCAGACGCACUUGCGACACUUGCAUCCAUGGCGAGUAUUUCAGAGGGGAACAUCGUCAAACCUCUUGAAAUCGAACUGGCCAAAGGCCCGGCCCACUGCAACGCGAUUGAAGCGUCCGAAGCGAAGCCGUGGUACGAGGACAUCAAGAACUUCUUGCAAACGGGGCCAAUAUCCCCAGUUCGCCGUGAUCGAAGGACGCUCAGGCGCCUUGCGAUGCACUACUUUCUGAGCGGCGAGAUACUAUAUCGCCGUUCUUUUGAUUCCACGCUCCUCUGGCUAUUAUUGGUCCACCAUGAAGACUGA